This is a messenger RNA of Hyaloscypha bicolor E, 850 nucleotides long. Its product is annotated as methyltransferase type 11. Bases 95 to 850 code for a protein of 251 amino acids. Gene Ontology annotation, molecular function: S-adenosylmethionine-dependent methyltransferase activity. The record is from RefSeq and is a predicted model, not a curated record. The transcript has 2 exons. Lineage: Eukaryota; Fungi; Ascomycota; Leotiomycetes; Helotiales; Hyaloscyphaceae.
GGAGAACUUACCUUUCAGAGUAAAUUUGAGCCAAAUAUAUGGACAUACAUCUCCGAAUUCUUGAGCAGUUGAUAUCCCACGUCAAGCACCUACAAUGGCCCAAAAUAUAUACGACAGCGAGGAGUUCUUCAAGGAAUAUAUCCAACUACCACGCCAGGUCAUAGGCCUUGAUGGGGCACCAGAAUGGCCUGCUCUGCGAUCCAUGCUGCCAGCAAGCCUCACUGGGGCGAAGUUCCUCGACUUGGGCUGUGGAUUUGGAUGGGUGUGCAGAUGGGCCCGAGAGAAAGGUGCUGUGCAAGUCCGGGGCGUUGAUCUCUCAGAAAAUAUGCUCGCAAAGGCACGAAAGUUCCCAGCAGAUGAAAGAAUAACAUAUCUUCGUGCCGAUCUGGACAGCCUUGAACUACCGCCAAACACGUACGACGUUGCCUUCAGUUCUCUCACCUUCCACUAUCUGAAGGAUCUUCCACGACUGGUAGCUCAAGUCUAUCAAACUCUCGUGGCUGGAGGGACCUUCGUGUUCUCUGUGGAGCAUCCGCUGUGGACUGCGCCCCGGAAUCCAAACUUCAUUGAGGAUUCGGAAGGCCAUACUGUAUGGCCUUUGGACAAAUACCUCGAUGAAGGGGAAAUACUCACGAAUUGGCUAGUCGAUGGUGUUAUAAAGCAACAUCGUACACUCGCAACCUACAUCAACAUCCUCAUUGAAGCAGGAUUCACGCUUUCUGCGAUCGAUGAGUGGGCGCCGAGUGAGGAAGAGAUGCCUGCAAACCCUGGGUGGGAAAAGUCUCGAAUUCGUCCGCCUUUUCUUUUGAUGAAAGCUUCAAAACUUGUCCUGCAGAAGGCUGGCACAUGA